Pseudovirgaria hyperparasitica is the source of this 1150-nucleotide messenger RNA. RefSeq lists its product as uncharacterized. Lineage: Eukaryota; Fungi; Ascomycota; Dothideomycetes; Acrospermales; Acrospermaceae. The record is from RefSeq and is a predicted model, not a curated record. Bases 108 to 1094 code for a protein of 328 amino acids. The transcript is spliced from 2 exons.
CCUAGGUAAGGUAUUCACUUUCCAACCGCGGGUCUGGUGAUGAUGAUGAUGGUGCUGCUCUAGACAAGAAAUUGACAUACAGACCUGCUCCCGGGCACCAUCGAAACAUGCCCUCCUUCGCCGACGCAACGGCCAUCGUCAGCAAAGGCACGCACCAGUACGAAGGUCACUUCCACGAAGACUGGUGCAUCGGCUCAGUCCCUCACGGCGGCUAUGUAACCUCUGCCAUCCAACGUGUGGCCCGCCUACACUUCUCCACGACCCUGUCCGCCCAGAACCAACCUGACCUCCUCUCCCUCCACCUUGAAUUCGUCCGCCGCACAAGCAUCGGCCCGGUAUCCUUCACAGUCACAGACAUCAAGCUUGGCCGCGCAACAUCCCUCGUCCAGAUCUCCCUGACGCAACACGCCCGCGAGGAAGUCCUCGGUUUCAUCACCCACACAAACCUCGCCUCCGAAUCCGGCGUCAGCUUCGCCACAAACCACACCCUGACUCCUCCCUCGCCGCCCGCAGACCUCCUUGCGCUGACCAAAUGCGUCAACGACGGCGUGCGCAGCAAGACGGACGACGCACAGUGGCACUGCGAGGAUCAGAACUGGGCAUAUGACGCCUACACACAGUUCCCUGAAUUUCGCAAAGCUGCGACAAAGAUAUAUUGGUUCCAUCCGCGGCACGGGCAGGCGCAUCCCAGCAUUGCAGACGAGUGGAUUCAAUUCCGCUCCGGCGAGAAGUGGACAAACGAUACGCUGGGCUACGUGUGCGAUAUGUUCCCGCAGCUCAUCGAGCAGUAUCGCACAAGCGACAAUCUAUCCCCUGCCACACGAGAAUAUUUCAAGGGGAAGAGCUUUUGGUUUCCGACGGUGCUACUGAAUAUAGACAUUAAAAAGGGGUUGCCAGAGGGAGGGGUGGAGUGGUUGUUCACCCGGGUAAGGGCCAAAGCGAUCAAGAAUGGGAGAUAUGAUCUCGAGGUCAUUGUCAUGGAUCCUGCUGGCGAUAUCGUGGCGUUAAGCCAUCAUAUCGUGAUGAUCCUAAGUGCGGAGAGAAAUAUGAAGGCGAGGCGGAAACCAGAUGAGAAGGAGGAGAGUAAGCUAUAGACGGAGAUUAGAUACGAUACCUAGUGUGAUGAUAUAUGUCCGUGCCCUACUGUUGC